ACGAUUGGCGCUGGCUGCGGCGACAGCACGAACUGUCAGCGCUGUCAUCAAUGUCAACACAUUUGUCUCCAAGGGACGCACUAGUUGCAUGUUGACGAAAUAUUUCUACUGUUUUUUUUCCGAUAAAUACAACGUUUGCAGCAUGAAUUCUCAAAAUCGUGCCGGUGGCAAAACCAACGCGCAGACAAAACCAACGCAGGCGCCAAGCGCAGGCGAGAGCUACCGGUACCGGCGUGAACGAUUGCGCCAGCUAGCGCUUGAAACGAUCGAUCCGAACAAGGAUCCAAUUAGGCAGCAUCUGCUACAAACGCAAUGCAAAAGGCAGCAGGCCAAUCCUGCCGCGAAAGAAACGGAGAAAACACCGUGGAUGAUGCAACUGGAAAAACAUGGCAUCGAGCCGAAAAAAUCGCCCUUGCAAAUCGAUUCUCCGAAAAAGUGCUCACCGAUUCCCUACGUUUCUGUACCGCAGCGGCAGCAUCCGUGUAUGUUUUGUAUGCUUACGCACCAAAGAUCGAACUACCCGUACGGUAACUGGACCGUACAACUGGAACAAAACCACGAAACAGUUUUCCUUCCUGCUGGAACCGAUGAUAAUUCCACCACCGCCACCGAACGUACACCGUAAGCCACAUCCCAGUCAUCUGAUGUUUUAUCCUGUUCCACCACCACCAAUGGAUGUCGUGCCCGUACCGGCAACAAAUGUAAACAAACGUAUUAUACAUUUUUGUUUCAGAAAGUAAUGGUUUAGAUAGAUACAAUGAUGGAAAAUUUCUGUGUAAUUUUCAACAAAUCACUGUGUAUCCUGUUAAAAGUCCUUUUUUGUAACAGGAUGGGAACAAACCCCCCAACUAUUACGCAAAUAAUAGAAGAGAGAUGCUUCCAACAUUACGUUUUGUUACGAUAGGAAAGGACAAGGGGAAUAAAAAUUCACAAUUUAUAGUUGAGAACCAUCCCUUAUUAAACAAUUGCACAAACCAACAAACAACUCAACACAAGCCACCCUCACCUGUGGUAGUGGUUUGCCCGGCUCGACUAAUAACUUCAAAUUUGAACCAAACUUUCUGCGGCAUUUCAAACUCUCGCCUCGAUACUGUAGUAACUUUCUCCCCGGUUGUAACAACUUCUUGGCCAUUUCUUUUUCCAACAAAAUAAUCACGUAACCCACUCGGUCGCGGUCAUACCUGGUGCCUAGGUGUAUGAGGUUGUUAAAGCGACGCUCGAAAAUCGAUAAAUACUUUCGCAAGUUGAAGCUUUUCACAAAUAAGCCAAUA
Molecule: messenger RNA, 1271 nt
Organism: Anopheles funestus (African malaria mosquito)
Lineage: Eukaryota; Metazoa; Arthropoda; Insecta; Diptera; Culicidae
Exons: 2
Coding region: 89-625 (178 amino acids)
Source: RefSeq, a predicted model, not a curated record